GCGCCGCUCGGGCCGGCCGCCGAACGUCGUCAGGCCGCAUGAGCGCGCCGGAGUGCUAGCGCAGCGUGCGCGGGUGUGGUAUGCCCGCGCGUCGCCGCCAUGGCCAUGCUGCUGGCCUGGGCGCUGCUCGCCCUGAUCUCCGUAUCGGAGCAAGGACCGCACGAGAAGCGUCUCCUGAACACCCUCCUCAACUCCUACAACACGCUGGAGCGGCCCGUCGCCAACGAGACCGACCCGCUCGAGGUCAAGUUCGGCCUCACCCUGCAACAGAUCAUUGACGUGGACGAGAAGAAUCAACUACUUAUAACCAAUAUAUGGCUGUCAUUGGAAUGGAAUGAUUACAACCUAAGGUGGAACGACAGUGACUAUGGCGGAGUCAAAGAUCUACGCAUCACACCGAACAAACUAUGGAAACCGGACGUUCUUAUGUACAAUAGUGCUGACGAGGGUUUUGAUGGGACGUACCAGACAAACGUGGUGGUCAGAAACAACGGCAGUUGCCUGUACGUACCCCCGGGCAUUUUCAAGAGCACAUGCAAGAUAGACAUCACCUGGUUUCCCUUCGAUGACCAACAUUGCGACAUGAAGUUCGGUAGCUGGACGUACGACGGCAAUCAGUUGGAUCUUGUGCUCAAAGAUGAAGCAGGCGGCGAUCUCUCAGAUUUCAUCACGAAUGGAGAGUGGUAUUUAAUAGGUAUGCCAGGGAAAAAGAAUACCAUAACGUACGCUUGCUGUCCAGAGCCGUACGUCGACGUCACCUUCACAAUCAUGAUUAGAAGAAGAACGCUAUAUUAUUUUUUCAAUCUCAUAGUUCCUUGUGUUUUGAUAUCUUCAAUGGCCCUCCUCGGGUUCACACUGCCACCGGAUUCCGGAGAAAAAUUAACUCUAGGAGUCACUAUUCUACUUUCGCUGACGGUGUUCCUCAACUUGGUAGCGGAGACCCUGCCGCAGGUCUCCGAUGCUAUCCCCCUGUUAGGGACGUACUUCAAUUGCAUCAUGUUUAUGGUGGCCUCGUCCGUGGUGCUAACGGUGGUGGUGCUAAACUACCACCAUAGGACGGCAGACAUACACGAAAUGCCGCAAUGGAUAAAAACUGUGUUCCUACAAUGGUUGCCGUGGAUUCUACGCAUGUCGAGGCCCGGGAAGAAGAUAACUAGAAAAACAAUAAUGAUGACGAACAGAAUGAGAGAGUUAGAGCUAAAGGAGCGAUCGUCCAAGUCUCUCUUAGCUAACGUAUUGGAUAUCGAUGACGAUUUCAGACAUGUACCCCCACCACCCAAUAAUACAGCGUCUACAGGAAAUUUAGGACCUGGAUGUUCAAUAUUUCGCACGGACUUUCGGCGGUCGUUCGUCCGACCCUCAACAAUGGAGGACGUCGCUGGAGGUCUCGGAGGGCAUCAGCGAGAACUACAGUUAAUCUUGAGAGAAUUGCAGUUCAUCACAGCGAGAAUGAAGAAGGCAGACGAAGAAGCCGAACUAAUUAGUGAUUGGAAAUUCGCAGCGAUGGUCGUAGAUAGGUUCUGUUUGUUCGUGUUCACUUUGUUCACGAUCAUCGCAACAGUGGCAGUGCUGUUGUCGGCGCCGCAUAUUAUCGUGCAGUGAACAUCCCAAACCGAGCCCGUGUCUGAUACAUGAGAGAACUAAUCCUAGCUAUAGACCUAAACUUAAGUAUGUAUAGACUAUUAUUAAUAUACUUCGGUACGUGGUUCAAACGCACACGUCUCUAUUAACUAAGUCGGAAGACGGUAAACGUAAAAAAGAGGAAUAAAACGUUACAUAUAGAUUAGUUAAGUCCAACAUUAAUUAUUAUAAAACGAUUGUGAUGUUGAUUAGGAUGUAAUACAUAUAAAUGUUGACGUAUAAUUUGUUAAAUAUAUAAUUAUAUUUCUAAUAAAUACGGUUAAAUGUAAAGACUAAAACGUUUAGUUAAAUAAUUUAAAGGAAAACGCAAGGCAGGCGUGAAUCGGUUUACUUUGGUUCACACACAAAAAACGCGUAUAAUUUAAAGUAUUUUGAUACACAAGACAUAUAUUAUCUCUAAUUAAGUAAUUUUGAUACACAAAAUAAUUUUAGUUAAGUAAAAACAGUGAAAAGAGAUAUUAUAAAAGAGAAUUUAACAAUUUUAGAUGUGAAAGAAAAUUACUGAGAUCCUAAUCUUUUUCUCCCGCACGAAGUUUACGUCAAGUUUUGUUAAAACCUUUAUCUCGUUUCGCUGGCUUUACUUUAGACUAUCAAAUUAAAUGUAAUACCAAUAAAAUUUUAACACCUUAAGGGAUUGAUUGCGUUUUGCGGAGGAAAUAUUGAAAUUGGAAUGAGAAAAAAAUCCUUUAUAAGUAAAUGAGGGAUCACUAUCAAUGACAUUACCGUAGGAUGUUAAAUAAUGUACAUAACGUAAAGGAUUAAAUAAUACUAUUGUUAGUAUCAUAAUAAUAAUUAUAAUACGACUUUUGUAUCAUGUUUAAGAUAAAGGAGAUGUUUCAAAACGGGCCAAUCAUGAUUAAUUGAUUUCAUUAGUUUACGAAACAUAAAUUGAUUUAAGCUUUUUGUUGGCAUGAAAAGUAAUUCCUAAAAAUAAUAUUUGAAUGGCGUAUUGAUAAAAAUUGCUGGUUGCGGGGUGGGGCAACAUUUUGAAAAAUAUAAUCACCAUUCUCAUUCUUAAACGAUGAAACUCCAUAGAUCUCCUGUAAGGACUUACAAACACCACCUUCUUGAGCUGCUUGCAACCAGAGGCAUUCUUACAGCCCGUUUACUGUCUUCAUUCCAACAUUAUACUUUCCAAUGCAAUGUCGCCAUUGGCUCUUUGAACUAAGUACCCGACAAUUGCCACUUCAUUAUUGCGACCGAGUUGAGUUUGGUAUUGUACAUAUGUUUAAGUAAAAAUCAUUUCACUUAUUUCUUUAACAUUUCUGAGUAUGCCUUAAUUUCGGGCCUAUACAUUUUGAAACAUUUCCUUGGUUUGUUUAGUUGUAUUAUCAGGAAUCGGUUGUCGUUAGGUGGGCGUAUUCGCGCGUCCAAGACUACAGUUACAGCUGUCUACAGCUGUACAUUAAACUGAGUGUAUCGGAAUUGAGCCAGAAUAAAAUAAGUAAAAGGAACCAAAGUAACGGUAGAAUAGAAAGUAGAUACGCGUAUAAAAUGAAUUUUAAUAAAAAUAAUUAUUAAUUACUGAAAAUUUAUGAAAAUAAUAAAAUAAAUGAUAUAUUUGAAAUAAGCGAAUGAUGAUCACAAAAGUAUUGUUUUAAAGUGACGUGUGAGAGUUGAAUGAACAGGUAGAUACAAUCUUGUUAUGUUAUACCCACAUGAAUCGUAUGGGAAAUGACGUCAGUGGUUUUACGAACAUCCUACCAUUAACUUGUUCUAAUUUGUAUUCUGUGGCAUUAUUAAAAGUUCUAGAAUAAACCAUAUAAAGUCGACUGAUUGUAGGUUUUGUACUGUUGGAAGACUUUUUGGCUUUUGUCGUAAAGGUGAGGCGUACAGGCGACCACUCAUCUUAUUAAACAGGAAAAACAUAACAAAAUUUUUGCGAUUUUUGUUAAAAUAAAUACUGUUUAAAAAUAUUUAAAUAUAACGAAUAAGUAUAUGUUCUUUUAAUAACAUGGCAUGGUUUAUUUACAGUUAAUUUAAUUUAACAAAGAAAAAUAAAAUUUUCUGAGUUAAAAUUCAAGAAUUUUCUGUACUGCAUUAAGUUGGAGCAUUUUAAAAUGAAUAUUUAUAUUAUUUGUUGCAUUGUUUUCAUUUAAUAUUGUAAUUAGAAUCUUGAACUACAGCAAUCUCGUAAUUUCGUCGUUUACUUCUUAGUUUCAGAAUAUAGUUAUAUUAUUAGGAUAAUCACUGAUGUCAUUCACCCUGCGGUGUUAGAACAAAUUUAAUAGAUAUGCGAAUAAUAGUUCUUUUGUUCUUGUAGUCAACCCUAUGAGCGUAGUUCAAAUUAUAUCACGCUAGAAAAUUGAUUAUAUGUUAUUGUUAUUAAUUAUUUUAUACAAAAGUACGUAUUUGUAUAUAAUUAAGGCGAUGACGCAGUUUUUUAUUAGAAACGAGAAAUCGAAAAUAAGAAGCAACGUUCUAAAUACGUAGAUAUUACCCAAAGGCAACCUAGAGGUCACUGCGAACUUAUUUAAUAUUUUGUCAACUACUUGACUCCAGUUUCAGUAACAGUGGUCAACUUUUAGAUUAUCAAAUCGGUCAUAAAUCAUUGAUCGUCUUCGGUUUUGAUUUAACAAUACUUACAAACACAGAAACCUUUAAUAACAUUUUAAUAUCUGAAAUCCACAAAAUAAUAUUCCGCUCAUAGAAUUAAUAUUGAAAUGUAUUAAGAUUAAAAUUCAUUAACAUUAGAAAAGGUGUAAAUACCUUACUACGAGUACAGUUUACUUUGUGUUAACAGAAUUACUUGUUUCUGCAACAUCGUGGAAAGCUUUUUAAUUUUAUCAACCAAUUUGAUUUGAACGGAUGUUCUGAAACCAGGGGGUAGUUGACUGUAUUAAAUCGAGUGGCAAUUCCAAUCUAAGGUACUGGGUAACAAAUCCCUUAGCACAUACCGUAGAGUUAGAUAAUUACUGUAACAUAGAUAAACUAUGUAAUUAUAACAUUUAUUCACGUCUUAAUCUAUGUCCGUUCCUCAAUUUCGCUCUUAUAGGUGUCGUGAUAGCCUAGUGAAUGUCGUGUCUCUUAUUAUAAGGCAACUAUACUGAGAGUGCGUGGUGAAUUAUCGAGACGUGCUUGUGAAGAUCUGAAAAUUGAUAAGAUUUUCUUGUUCUAUAAAAAUCAGUAAGUGCAUCUGCCUACUAGUAAAAUAAUUAUAUUAUUUGUAAAAAAUAAUUUACUUUAAUGGUUGUAACGUGCUUUUAUAAAAAUGCAGUGUAAGUGAUGCAAAAUAUGUGUGUAUAAGAUUUCUGAUCUUAAUCAAACACAUUUUGCGGAUAGAUUUGAAAGGACUAUCUUCUUUGAACAUGUUUGUAGCAAAUUAUAGCCUGUUUGUGUUAUUCACACAACUAAAAAAAUAUUGUUUUGUUAUUCAUUAAAAUAAAUGCUGAUUGAGCUCUUUGUGGUACAUAAUUUAAAUGCAAUAAAAAAUAGUAAACUAUUAUGAAAUCAGAACCAACUGACAUACCAGAUGAACAAAUUAAGGGAAGAAAAAAGAAUCUCGUUAUUUCUUAUCAAGCACGUCUUGAAAAUUUUCUUCUCUCUCUUGAGCCAUACUGUGUAAUUAUAAUGAAAGCUCAUUAAUUUUAGCGAUUUAAUUAAACGCAGAUAAAACAUUGAUAAUUACAUAGUUAUCUUCAUUUGAAGUUUUGCAAAUAUGUAUUUUGUUGGCGUUUAUUAAUUUACAAAUUAAUAAAUACAUGUUUAAUUUUGAAGAAAAAGCAUUAUUUAUGGCACGAAAUAACUUAUUUGGUAAUUUUGUUCCAUUUUAAGUGUAUAUCUAAUAUAUUGUUAUUACUUAUUUUGUAUAUCAUACUGUAUGGUGCUCAAAUAUAUCAAGAUUUGCAGAUUUAUUUGCAUUAUACCUAUACUAUUAAGAAGUUACAUUUUUCGAUUAUUCAAUGGUUUAUUUAUACUUUGGUAUUUUUAAGUGGUUAUGUAUUGAGUGCAAUUAGAUGUAGUGAGGAAACUCUUCAUACUAACUGUACUGUACUGUAUCAGGCAGUAAUGGCAGUAAUGGAGCUGUAUUUUUAAAACUUCUUGCUGUGUUCCAACUGCCAGUUCCUUUUUAAUUUGUAUGUAGAGUAUGAAACUAUAAGCAGGUUAAAUGAUUAACGGAAAGUUUAAAUGUUUUACUGUAUUCGUUAUAUUUAAGUUAUCGAUAAGAAGGAUUCCAUUGUGUAACAUCUAAUUGCACUGAUUGACAUGAUGAUCAAUGUUCGUAUGAGUGUUCUCAAAGCAAGUGGUGGAAAUUUAAGAAUCGGUAAAAAUAAGUUAGAUUUGUUAGUGCCAAAGUUUAGGAUUUAUAAAAUUAAGUUUGUUCAUAGAGAUAUUUAAAUUGUAAACGAUAAUGUUGAAAAUUUUAUUGUAAAAACUUAUUUAAAAAAAACGAAAUAGUGUCUUUGUUAACUUAACGUUAAUGUUAAACUUAACAUUGGGCCGCAAGCACGGGUUGUAUCAGCCAAUUUUAAAAGCUUAGUUUAUUUUAAAUAAAUAAAUAAAGAGGUUGUGAAAAGGUUUUAAGGAACCCGUAGUUUGCGAUUCUAUGUUUAAUAAACUGUAUAUUAAAAGCGCGUAGAGUUGAGUCUACGUUUAAAAUUAAAUAAUAAAUGAAAUAACUAAAACGCCUGUUUGGGACCGGGUUAGAAAUAAACGUACAAAAGAACUGAUGCAUUACAACACUAUUUCAUCUGCAGUGCUUCACUUUACAUUGAUUGCUAUCAUUUCGCUUGAAAUAAUACUGACUAGUAAUGUAUUCGCCACUUGAAAAGCAAAUAUUGAAUUUAGAAUCAAAAUCAAAUCUAUGAUGAAUUAAACAAACAAUUAUUUAAUUAUCGAAGUACUUAUUCAAAUUCAUUAAGCUUAAGUUCAGCUUUUUUAAUACGCCACUUUGACAUUUUUAAGAAUUACUGAUACGACAAAUCCCAUAUUUAGGUUGGUAUUUUUCGUUUUUUUUUAUUUCAUAGUUAGUUGUUGUUUUUCAGUAAAAGCUUUGGACGUUUAAAUAAUUUAUUUCAAAUCUUCAAAAAGUGGCCUACUAAAAUUGCUAUACAGUAGUUUCGAUUACAUUUCAAAAAGUAAAUUAAAUAAUAAAUUAAUUGCGAGUGUAGUCAAUGGUUUAUAGAAAUAGAUAAAAUAAGAAAAUAAAGCUGCCAUAUUUAUCUCAUUUUUAAAUGUUAUUUACGAAUAACAAUGUUUUAGAUGCCCUUUGAUAAGCUAAGAUUGCCAAGUUUACAAUGUGGGAAACGAUGGGAACUAGUAAUUAUUUUCUUAAUGUAAGAGAGAGAUUAUGCAGAAAUCAUGCUCAUAAAUAAUGGAAUACAUUUUUUGCAUAAAUGACUCUUACAUUAAAGAAAAGUAAAAUUUUGCUGGUAGUAUCGGUAGUUUUUGUUCCUUUAACAUCGUUAAACAUUGUUUCUAACCUAAAUGGGCUAUAAGUUGAUUUUGCGAAUAUUCUAAACACCUGUAAAUCCUGCAUAACUUUGAGCUAUAAAAUAACUAUUUAAAACAUAGCAAGUUUUUUAAGAUCUUUGACAUGUCUACACAUUUGUACGAUUUGUGCACUCAAAGCUAUCUCAUACUAUUUCUGAGCUUGGGUUUUACUUUGAUUGUUUAAGUUUAAAUAUUUGUCUUAAUAUCUAAUGAUAUGAUAACUGCAACGUCCGAUUGUGUGUCUGCUUUUUUAUUUUUACUACAUUAUCCAACAAAUUAAGUUAAAACACUAUAAUUUUCUAAAUCGACACUCUUGAAUUUUGUAGAUUGUAAGAUAAAUAAAUUGACAUUUUUUUUCUAACACUAAUAUUUAUUUACCCACUCAAGUAUAAUUAUACCAUUAACUCUUACUACUAUUAGUACUAGGAAGCUGGUGGCAUCCAUUAAUAUUAUAGUAAUCUGCCUUGCAAAACACUCCAAACUUUUAAUAUAACAUUUGUUUCCACUCUUUCAUAUUGCUAAUUACUAAAGCUAGUAAAUCAAGAAAUCUGACUAAAGAGUGGCUUUAUUGUCUAUCUUAAUAAUGUUAACGUAUUUUAAUGCAGCAUUUAUUAAUUACAAUUUUGAGUAUCUUAUGUAAUAAAGCCAAUAUCACUUUCUUUAAUCUGAUGAAGAUUUAACCUAUUCAACCAAAUCACUAUAUGCUGCAGAUGUAGACUGCACUGCAUCUAUUUCAGUGUUAUUAUCACCAACAAUAUCAUUAUUGUUAACUUCAUUCUCAUUAAUUGCAAUAAGUUUAAAAUCGUGUUUUGUUUAUUCGUAGUUUAAUUGUUUUUCUUUGGUUAUUUGUGCAGCAUUUGAGUUAAAUAUAUUUCAAUUAUUUCCAUUCAACAUCGCCACCGGCAAGCUAGGCAUAGUAAAAGAUCAAAAAUACUAAAUAAAUACACUAUAAACCUCCGUAAAUACGACACAAUUAAAACGAGAUUUCAUGCGUAUUGCACGACAGAAACUAAAUGCUUUAAUUAUAAAACAGGUAUUUUUGACUUUUCAUGUACAUUUAUCACUUAUUCUGUACUUCUGACGACUUUAGUCUAAGAUUUUAACCACUUUUUAAACACUAUCCCUAAAUCUUUGUCUUGUGCGAGCGGUUUCAUGCGAUGUCUUUACUGACCAAGCUAUUUUGUUACAUUUUUAAUAUCUACUCUUUUCUCAUUCUUUUAUCUAAUAAUUUUUAAUAUCUUUAGUUGGGAUUUAACAGCAAUAGUUGUGAGCUACGAGCUAAUGAAUUGAUUUCGUAGCUCAAGAAUCAUCAGAAUUCGAACUACUGAUGAUUUCUUAAUGAUAGUUGUUAUUCCGUCACUUGAAUAUCACAAUGGACUGUCACUAUCAGUUAUGUCAGUGUAUAUUUAAGUUUUGUAGCAUUUAUUUGGAAAAUCUUGCUAUUUUUCAUUAAAAAAACAUGAAAGUGUUCUUAUUUGAACCAUAACCAUAAUUUACUCUUAAGCAUUUUUCUCCAGACUAAUAAUAAUUUUAAUAAAUUAUCAGGUAUCACAUCAAACUGUUCGUCAAGACCCUAACUUAAGAGUUUCAUUUUACUAUAAAAAUUAUAAUUAAAGCAACAUUAGCUAAUAUUUUAUAACUUGCUGUCCUAAAAGGUAAUAAUACGGCGAUCGUGUGUAAUCAAAUUAAGAAAUAAAUAUUUUUUGCUCCUUAUUUCUAACGUUUUACAAACAACUACAUUUAAUAUUUUAAAACAAUAACUUUAAAGUCAAGGGUUACAUUAUUUCUUUUUGAUUAUUAUUCUUAUAUUUCCACUCAAUACCCAGGUUUUAUUUAUGCAACGUUUUAUUUACAAACACUAACGUUUCGUUUCUAUGUGACACUAAAAUUUUAGUGUCAAAUUUGACGUAAUAAGAUAAUAACAUACUUACAAUACAGUGUGUAUAUACCUACUUCCAUAGAAAUACAGUUCUAAUUGUGUGAGAGCUAAAAAAGCACAAAAGGUUUCCUAAAACAAAUAUCGUCCAUACCAGAAACAAAUCCACAGACAAUUACGAUGCAAACGAGAUAAGAUAUUGUACACACACUGUCCGAUAUCGAGCUAUUCGGCUUCCGAAUUUGUGCCAAGUUCAGUUGGACAAGCCAAUUUCGAUAUAAAAGCUGGCCACAGCGGUAUUUUUCUUCAUAAUUGAAUAUAAGCUAUAUAUGGAAAAUGAACAUAUUUCAAGUAAUAUUUGGAAAAUAUAUUCCGAAUAUUCAUCGGAGAGUAAAAAUUUAUUUCAAAAAUUCCUUGAUUUCAAAGUUACUGAUAAUAAUAAUUAUAAAAAUGCCAUAUCCUGCUUAUUAUACUUAUAAGAUUGCAUAUAAUAAUUUGAACUAUACAUCAAAACUGUAUUUUACAUUUCUCUUUUAUACACUGCUAUAUUAUAUACCGCUAUUAUAUUUAUGAAUAUUAUAAUAUAAUGUCAAACUGUUGUUAUCCAUCGUAAGUAGUUAUUAUAAAUUAUUUGCAUUAAAUUUUAUUGAACGAUAUUAGUUAAAAUUACAUUCGUGAUCCUGAUCCCGAUCAUUCUGUUGUUCAUUCUGAACUUAGUUUAUUUAUAUAUCACAAUAACAGUAAUUAAUAUAAUAUAAUAAUAAUAAAUUUCUUUAUUUAUGGCUAUCUUAAAAAUUAUGUUAGUAGGUACACAAAUUACAUUUAAGAAAAUAAAAAUAAAUAAUAAACUAUCUCACCGCACCAAAACAGAAAUAAAUUUCUGCAAUAUGAAAUUUUUCAAAAUGUAUCUACUUAAUAAUGAAUCUGAGUAUUUAUUCGAGUAUAAAUAUUCACUUUAAUUUCUCAUUUACUCGUAAAGUGAGUAUUGGGGUAAAUUUUAUAGAUUAAUUUCCCAUCUUUGUUUUGUGAUGUUAU
Molecule: messenger RNA, 9985 nt
Organism: Bicyclus anynana (squinting bush brown)
Lineage: Eukaryota; Metazoa; Arthropoda; Insecta; Lepidoptera; Nymphalidae
Gene: nAChRalpha6
Product: neuronal acetylcholine receptor subunit alpha-7
Exons: 12
Coding region: 100-1602 (500 amino acids)
Biological process (GO): chemical synaptic transmission; monoatomic ion transmembrane transport; regulation of membrane potential
Cellular component (GO): neuron projection; synapse; postsynaptic membrane
Molecular function (GO): acetylcholine-gated monoatomic cation-selective channel activity; transmembrane signaling receptor activity
Source: RefSeq, a predicted model, not a curated record